AACGUCAACAACAAAAAAAUAAAAUGUGGUAUAAAACUACAAUCUCAUUGGACCAAACGUCAAUUACUUGCAAGAAUUCAUAACAAAGAAUCAGUCUGUCAAUCGUCUGCUUUGUAAAUCGCAAAAACGAAGGAUUCCUGUAUUAAAGCUAAGAAAAUGAAACUGUUGGUGUGUAUCUUGAUUUUGUCAUGUUUUGCUAAACAUGCAUCUGGCCAAUGGAAUCGAAGGUGGUUCAGGCAAUCAAGUUGGUAUUCUUAUCCAAGUGGCGGUAGGGUUGGAUGGAACACUUGGCCAACAACAGGUUGGGUCGACAACAGUUGGACGUCGAUGCCAGCAGGAUGGGUCGACACCUCAUGGAGUACGGUACCAACCGGUUGGACUGGUAGCAGAGACAGCUGGUACGAUUGGUAUAGCUGGUAUAACUUUAACUCAUGGCAAGGCGCACCAUCGGUAGGGACCGGGAAUGUCCAACCAACGUCCGCAGGAUCUCCAAAUUUUAACAACCCAUCAACUCGACCAAGCAUUCCACUUAAUAGCAGGCCAGACAACACACCAGUAAGGCCACCUCGUCCCAGAAAUGCGAACGAGAGAAAUAGACCCGGACAGGGAGGCAAUCGACCACGCCCAUUUCGUUAUAAGCGUGAUAUCGAAGCCUCCAGUGAAAAUGAUAAUGUGGUUCCUAUGGGUAAACAAAUGCCCGAUUCCGUGUUUGAUCUAAUGCGCGAUCCCAGACGAAGGGCAGCGAAUAAAAUGGAAAAGUCUGUCGAACCAAAUCCAACUGAAAUAAAGUGUCCACGCACAUAUAGACCGGUCUGUGGUACCAAUAACCGCACGUACAACAAUCCUUGCGAUCUGAUGAAGGCUGGGGACGAAGAUGUGUGUCUUGAUUUUGCAUAUGAUGGUGAAUGCACAAUUGAUACCAAGAUAGUCUGUUUUGACUGCCAGGAGGAAGACGCACAACUCCGCCUUACUAAGAAUGUACUUCAGUUGACUGGUUUCGAUGAUUGGUUUUCAUACAACAUGGCGGUUUGCGGAACAGAUGGAAAUACUUAUAUUUCGAUGUGCGAUUUGUGCAAAAGAAAAUGUUUAGACUCAAAUGAACAACUUCGUCGUAAACAUAGCGGGCAGUGUGGCGCCCCGUUCCCAUUUGUUGGUGGUAAUUAGACUGUAAUGUUCAGGAAAUAAAGGAAAUGGACUUCACUGUUAUCAUACGGCAACCGGUUGAACAUGAAAUUAAGCACAAUAUUAAUGAUGUCAUAUGUCACAAACUAUGACGCAAGAAAAGAGAAUGUAUUUGCGUGACCCUAUUCUGUGUAAUUCGAAAACAUUGCAUGUUAUAAUAACGUACAAGUGAAUUAUCAAUAUACAAUGCAAUAAAUAUGCCCUCUGCAAAUAUUGACUCUAAAAGAAAAAUAUAAUGUAGUUUUUUGUUGUUCUUUUCGAUAUUGUGUGAUAACAAAUUAAAAUUAAGCUAUCGACUCACA
Anneissia japonica is the source of this 1484-nucleotide messenger RNA. RefSeq lists its product as uncharacterized. Bases 157 to 1164 code for a protein of 335 amino acids. Gene Ontology annotation, molecular function: protein binding. The transcript is spliced from 5 exons. Lineage: Eukaryota; Metazoa; Echinodermata; Crinoidea; Comatulida; Comatulidae. The record is from RefSeq and is a predicted model, not a curated record.